Molecule: messenger RNA, 1329 nt
Organism: Mesitornis unicolor (brown roatelo)
Lineage: Eukaryota; Metazoa; Chordata; Aves; Mesitornithiformes; Mesitornithidae
Gene: DZIP1L
Product: DAZ interacting zinc finger protein 1-like
Exons: 8
Coding region: 1-1329 (442 amino acids)
Biological process (GO): cilium assembly
Cellular component (GO): cytoplasm; ciliary basal body
Source: RefSeq, a predicted model, not a curated record
AUGCUGGGGGCAUCCCUAGGACUUCCCAUCCCAGUGGACACCCCCGCCUUCUGCUUCCAACCUCGCCAGAGCGGCGUGGACUGGCAUCGCUUCAGUGCCAUCAACAUGGAGCGGGUUGCCCAGGAGGUGGAUGUGGCCAUGCUCCAAGAGCACAUCGCUGCUGUCACCUUCUGCAACCUGGCCGGGGAGCGGUGCCCCCACUGCAGGCAGCCGGCAGACCCCAUCCUGCUGACGGUGCUGAGGAUGGCCCAGCUGAGCACUGAGUACCUGCUGCACUGCCAGGAGCGCCUGGGAACCAGCCUGGCCCAGCUCGCCCAAAACCUCCAAGGUGCCCGUGCUGAGCUGGCUUGCACCCAGCAGCUGGCAGUGGAGCAGGCAGCGCAGCUUCAGAGGGCCAAGGAGGAAAGCAGGAGGUGGAAGAAGCUCCUUGCCACGCAGCAGCUCCUCCUCCAAGCUGGUCCCAAUGCUUACUGCAAGUGCCACCUCUGUGACAAAGCCUUCAUGGACGUCUCUUUCCUGAAAACCCAUGUACAAUGCCAGCACUCAGAGGCCACUGAGGGGGGGCGUCAGAAGACAAAGGCACUGGAGCAAAUGGAGGAUGAGGUGAAGGAACUGAAGGCAAAACUGCAGGAGGUGCAGCAGCAGCUGGAAGCAGGGAGGGAAGCAGGGAAGCUAUGCAGGGAGCAGGAAACAGAGAGAGCUCGCCAGCAAGAAAAGGAAGGCAGGAAAGAUUUGGAAAGGUGGAAGGAGGAGGAGACGAUGAAGCUGUGUGAAGAGAUAGAUGGGCUGAGACAGCUCUUCCUUGUGUCAUUCAAGGACAUGGCCAGCAGGAACAGUGCCAUGGAGGGGUUGAAGAAAGUGAACAAGACACACCAUGCUGCCCCAUCGCCAGACCAGCAGCAGGUUAUGGACCAUGCCCAUGAGCAGAAGGGUGUCUUCAGCACCCACCUCAGAGAGCAGCUCAAGGUCACAAAGUCCCAGGACAAAGCGGCAAUGACCCAGGAGGUGACCAAAGUGGUGGUUAAUGAAGAAUCGUCAGAUGGGGAGGAGGCCACCCUGGUUGGAAAGUGGAGACUGCUGGAAGCCCUGCAGAGAAACCCAAACCUCCUGAAGCAGUUUUGCCCCGUCCUGGAGGAAGUGCUGGAGGAAAAGCUGGAGAGCAUGGGGGUGAAGAGGGUUGUGAAGGGAAUCUCCACUCGGAUCUACAAAAGCCUCCAGGUUCUGGCCAAGGUUCAGCGGCAACAGAGGACUGAGAAAUUUCCUGAUCUCCUCUACCUGCAGGAUGAGCUGCUCCGAGCAGUGAUGGGGAAAGUCAGGCUGUGCAAGUAG